Messenger RNA from Poecilia reticulata (guppy), 843 nucleotides. NCBI's taxonomy places the organism in Eukaryota, Metazoa, Chordata, Actinopteri, Cyprinodontiformes, Poeciliidae. The record is from RefSeq and is a predicted model, not a curated record.
UCAAAGGGAAAGCGCUGAUGUCAGUACUUCCAGUUUGAAGGAUUGCUAGUAAUGAGAGUGAACUGCCGUUUCCCUGCAGGUGAGCGUGAACGGCAGCCACUUCAUGGACUACAGGCAUCGCAUGCCGUUCCAGCAGGUUGACACCAUCACAGUCGGUGGAAGAGUGGAAAUUUCCUCCAUUUCCUUCUCCACUCCAGUGCCGUUUCCGCAGCAGGUUUUCCCGCCCCAGUCCGCCUUCCCGUCCUACCCCGGCUUCGCCCCCCAGCCAGGAUUCCCAGCUCAGCCUGGAUUUCCUCCUGCAGCGCCUGUUGUUCCGUACAAGAACUUCAUCAGCGGCGGACUCCAGCCCGGCAGGACCAUCACCAUCCAGGGCGUCAUCCAGCCCAGCGCCACCAGGUUCCACAUGAACCUCACCCACCAGUCUGGCAUCGCUCUGCACUACAAUCCACGAUUCAACGAGAACGUUGUGGUCCGAAACACCAAGCAGUGGGACAAGUGGGGAUCUGAGGAGCGCGGCGGCGGCAUGCCCUUCCAUCGAGGACAGCCUUUCACGCUGACCGUCAUCUGCGAGAACAACUCGUUCCGCCUGGUGGUGAACGGGAUGCAGGCCCACAACUACAAGCACCGCUUCACUCCGCUGCAGAGCAUCAACGGCCUGGAGAUCGGAGGAGACGUCCAGCUGACCUCCGUCAUCGUCUAGGUUCUGAUCUAGAGGAGCCAACGGCCAUUAAACGCUGGAACCUGCUGCCGUUAAAGCAGCAUGAUGUGGAAUUCACUGCCAUCUAGUGGUCAAGAUGUAGAUGGCAGCCAACUCACACCAAUAAAACGUGUCAUGGUUCACUG